Molecule: messenger RNA, 3277 nt
Organism: Ahaetulla prasina
Lineage: Eukaryota; Metazoa; Chordata; Lepidosauria; Squamata; Colubridae
Product: nebulette-like
Biological process (GO): cardiac muscle thin filament assembly
Cellular component (GO): Z disc
Molecular function (GO): actin filament binding
Source: RefSeq, a predicted model, not a curated record
GGCAUCAAACUAGGCUGUUUUUCAAGAAUGUUUACCCGAAGGACAUCUGAUGCUUUUCACUUCAUGCUACAUUGUUCAGAUAAGACUUUCAAGUGUUGCCUAAAUAAGGAAGAAACCCUCAGUGAGAUGAAGCUAGCCAGGGACCAAAGUGACACAAGGAAUUCAAAUGGUGCAGGGCAUAAGCUACUUCAUUUAUUACUAAACCUUGCCAUCUUUCUAAAAGAACAAAAAAUGAGAAUGGCUUUUCAGGAAUCUACAAAGAAUGAAGAUGAGGAAGUGAUGGAAGAUGAAGAAGAAGAGGAUUCAACAGUGUUCCUUAAACCUAUCAUUGAUGAUAAAAACAUGGAACUUGCAAAAAAGUGCACAGAGAUAAUAAGUAAUGUCCGUUAUAAAGAAGAAUAUGAAAAAUCAAAAGGCAGGUGGACUCAUGUGCCUGAUACUCUACAGCUGACACAUGCGAAAAAUAUGUCUACUGUUAUUUCUGAUGCGAAAUACAAAGCAAAGGCUAAGAAAGAAUUUAAUAACUCAUUCUAUCAGCAAAUGCCUGCUACAAUUGAUAGUGUAUUUGCAAAAGAAGUUAUGAAUCUUCAGAGCAAGGUUCUUUACAGGAAAAAAUAUAAUGCAGAGAAAGGAAUAUCAAAUUAUGCACAGAUGAAGGAUAUUCCAGAUGUUAAGCAUGCCAUGGAAAUUAGUAAACACCAGAGUAAUGUUUCAUAUAAAAAAGAUCUCCAGGAUAAUCACAAAUAUACUGAAACUUCCAAUAGACCAGAUAUAAUGAUGGCAACAAAGCUAACAAAGAUAAUAAGCAAUGCUGACUAUACAAAAGGAAAACAAGAAAUGAGCAAAGAACCAACUGUACUUGGAAGAUUAGACUUUAACCAUGCUCAGAAAGUAUCCAAGUUGUUAAGUCAGGUUAAAUAUAAAGAGAAGUCUGUUAAAGAAAUGAAGAAUUAUUGUUUCAAUCCUCUAGAAACUGCUUUUUUCAAGCAAGCUCAACUGGCUUCUGAAUUGGCAAGUGAUAUAAAAUACAAAAAAGAAAGUCUGAACAGUCUUCAUAAACCCAGAUCUGCAUUUUCAAACCUCUUACAAUUAGAGCAUGCAUUGAAUGCCAGCAAGAUCCAUAGUAAUUAUGAAUAUAAGAAACUAUUUGAGAAAACUAAGGGACUCUAUCAUUUUGAAGUGAAUGCUGCUGAACAGCUGCACUACAAAGAAAAUGCAGUCCUGCAAAGUCAGGUUAAAUAUAAGGAGAAAUAUGAAAAAUCAAAAGGCAAGUCUAUGCUAGAAUUUAUAGACACACCAACAUACCUAAUUUCAAAGGAAGCUCAAAAGUUUCAAAGUGAAAAAAUGUAUAGAAAAGAAUUCGAAGAAAAAAUCAAAGGGAAAGCUGCCUUGGACUUAGACAAGACUCUAGAAUUCUUGCAUGUGAAACACGUAACAGAUUUACUAAAAGAGAAAGAGUACAGAAAAGAUUUGGAAGAAGGGACAAAAGGAAAAGGACUGGCAGUACUUGAAGAUACUCCAGAUUUGAUCAGAGUGAAAAAUGCAGCUCAGAUACUAAAUGAGAAAGAAUACAGAAAAGAUCUGGAACAGGAAAUAAAGGGAAGAGGAGUGAAACUUAUUUCAGAAACUCCUGACUUUCAAAGAGCGAAGAGAGCAUCUGAAAUUGUUAGUGAGAAAGAAUAUAGGAAAGAUCUGGAGACCAAAAUUAAAGGAAAAGGAAUGCAAGUUGGCACUGAUACUCCUGAAAUACAGCGAGCAAAGAGAGCAUCCGAAAUUACAAGCCAGAAAGAAUACAAGAAACAUCUAGAGAUGGAAAUUAAAGGAAAGGGAAUGCAAGUGGGCAUGGAUACGCUUGAUAUACAACGAGCAAAAAAAGCUUAUGAACUUGCAAGCCAGAAAGAAUACAUGAAGGAUUUGGAGACUGAAAUCAAAGGGAAAGGAAUGCUAAUAGGCCCAGAUAUUCCAGACAUAGAGCGAGCAAGAAAGGCAUCUGAAAUAGCUAGUCAGAAGAAAUAUAAAGAUGAAGCAGUGAAGAUGCUAUGUACUUAUUCUGCUGUGCCAAGUACUCCUGAAAUUGAGAGGAUUAAAAAUGCGCAAAGAAAUAUCAGUACUGUUCUUUACAAGAAAAAAUUAGGUGCUGGUAUAACAGUAGCAGAGACUCCUGUGACUGAACAUGUAAAGAAAAAUCAGAAAAAUAUUAGCACAGUAUGCUAUAAAGAGCAGCUUGGUAAAGGUACUUCAGUGAGUGUCACUCCUGAAAUGGAAAGAGUCAAGAAGAAUCAAGAAAUUAUCAGCUCGGUCAAGUACAGCAGAGAUCAGCAGCAAAUGAAAGGUAGACCUAGCGUGAUUCUAGAUACACCCGAGUUAAGGCAUGUCAAAGAAACACAAAACAUCAUCUCAAUGGUCAAAUACCAUGAAGAUUUUGAGAAGACAAAAGGCAGAGGGUUCACUCCAGUAGUGGAUGACCCUGUAACUGAACGGGUGAGAAGGAAUACCCAAGUGGUUAGUGAUGCUGCAUACAAAGGUGUUCACCCACACAUAGUUGAAAUGGACAGGAGACCUGGAAUAAUUGUGGAUCUCAAAGUUUGGCGCACAGAUCCUGGCUCCAUCUUCGACCUUGAUCCUUUGGAAGAUAAUAUUCAGUCUAAGAGUCUACAUGUGCUUUUGGAAAAAGCAAGACGUAGCCAAUGCCAUUUGCAUUCUACCAGUACUUCUGGCGUUGGAGAUGACAAAUCAGAUGAUUCUAUAUUUUCUUACUCCAGUGAGGCAACAAGACUAUCUAAUGAAGGAGGAGCCCCUGUGCUUCCUGGGGCCUACCAACAAAAUCAGCCCCAAGGAUAUGGUUACAUGCAUCAGACUAGUGUGUCAUCUAUGAGAUCAAUGCAUUCACAGCCACAUUCAGCUAGCUUGAGAACUUAUAGAGCUAUGUAUGACUAUAGUGCCCAAGAUGAAGAUGAAGUUUCCUUCAGAGAUGGUGACUACAUCAUCAAUGUACAACCAAUUGAUGAUGGUUGGAUGUAUGGUACAGUUCAGAGAACUGGGAAAACUGGAAUGCUUCCAGCAAAUUACAUUGAGUUUGUUAAUUAGUUCAGCAUUAAUUCUUAUGAGCAUUUUGAUUUACUUAUAAUCUUUUUAAACAAAGUAUUUUUAAAACCACAACUUUAUGAUUUUCUUGUUAGUGUAACAAACUGAGAUCAUAUGCUAAAGUCAACAUAUAGUCCAAUAGGAAAUCUAGGAAUACUGAGCUCUGAAAGCAUGAUACUUAAAAUGAUUUAUA